Molecule: messenger RNA, 2376 nt
Organism: Puccinia graminis f. sp. tritici CRL 75-36-700-3
Lineage: Eukaryota; Fungi; Basidiomycota; Pucciniomycetes; Pucciniales; Pucciniaceae
Exons: 5
Coding region: 1-2376 (791 amino acids)
Cellular component (GO): actomyosin contractile ring; cell cortex of growing cell tip
Molecular function (GO): MAP kinase scaffold activity
Source: RefSeq, a predicted model, not a curated record
AUGAAUGCUGCCACUGGAGUCAUCACCACGGAUAUGGUCGUUCCCGACAAAUCGACUCUAGUAGUCGAGAAUAAUGAUGAUGCUUAUGAUGACCAGUCGGUAGAUGUCAAUAAACUUGAACCACCAUUACGAACCGCCUCAAUUGAUCAGCCCGAUCCUCGCGAUAUUCUCAAGGCUCCUGCUCCACAUGGCUAUCGCCCUCGUUCCGGCAGUCUUUCAUCUAUCAAAUACCUCUCCCACAAACGAAACGGAUCCGACUCCCACAUCGCAAUCAAUCGAAGCAAUAACAAUGGAUCCAAAGUAUCAGUGAAUGAAUACGAUCGUCAAAUCUCUACGAUGCAAACUAAGAUUAUCAAUCUCGAAAAAGAACUUCGUGAGACUCAGCUCAAUAGCAGUCGAUCAACUUCAAACUCUGCCCGGCUAGAAGAAUGUGAAGAAGAGAUCCUCCAUUGGAAACAGCAAUGCGAAGAACAAAAGCAUCAAAUCAAGACUCUACAAGCAAACCUACUGGACGAGAGAAAAUCCAAAUCACAAUCUGCUGAGCAAGAGAUCCAGCAGCUAAAACGACAAAUCUCCGAUCUCAAUCAACGCUUACAAUCACAUCAAACAAGACCCACAUCGGAUAGCAACAAUCGAUCGGAUGACUCGGUUGUUGAAAGACUCAAGUCCGAAGUAGUUGAGCUCAUUGACGAGUUGAGACAGAUGCACAGCCGACAAGAUCUACUUUUGGCCGAACAAGAUCGCUUUCAGGAGACCAUUCGAGAUUUAGAAAAUACUGUGGACCUUCAUAAAAGACGCUAUGAAGCUGCCAAGACCGAGCUACGCGAUCUGAAACGCUCAUCUACAAUUUAUGCGCCCAAGGAGUUCUUACCAAAUGAAAAGUUACCACUCACCCAAAAUGGUGCGAUCGUCGACAUCCACUUCACCUCCUUUACAGCCUCGAUAGACGAUUUAUUAAGGAGUGGGCGAUCGAAUGUGUCCAACGAGUUGAUCUCGGUCAUGAGGAGGGUGAUCGAUACGGUCUCGACAAUUGAUGAAGAUAUUCAACAAUUUGAACUUAAUCCGAACAUGUCUGGACGACUCAAUCUUGAGGAGCAGGAGUCACUAGAUACGAUGAAGACCCGGAUCAAUGCUACACUCAGUAACUUGAUCACUGCAUCCAAGAACCAUGUCGUCUCCCUUGGCUUGUCGCCCAUCAGUCUUCUAGAUGCAGCGGCUAGUCAUCUCAGCUUUAGUAUGGUCGAAUUGGUCCAGCUAGUCGGGAUGCGUCGGGCCACCGAGGCAGAGAUCGAGAUGAGUGAAACCUUGAAUGCCCAUUCCAAGUAUGAUGACGAUGAUUCACACCAGAAUGGUGGGGCUCAGACCACAGCCUCGAAGCCCCUCCGGCCAACAAACAAUGGGAUUUCUCCCAACCACACCCCCGGAAUUGGCUCGUUGGGACGUCGGAGUGAUGAUUCGCCGGCUCCCUUGAGAAUCAACAAGGACAGAGAUCGCGAUUUCCCUCGGAACCAAGGCGCGGGAGCGUCCCCUAAAGAGGAGCAUUCCGGUAAAAUGAAUGGAUUCCUUGGCCGAAGUCGAGGGCCUGGAGCCCUAGCGACCAACCUGAACCAACCGAGCUUGAAUGGCCGGAAUCUGAAUGAGAAAAGUCCUGGAGGGCUGGGCAGUCGGACCCAACUGAUCGCAAGCAAGUUUGAAGACCUUCGAUCGCCGAGCGGCUUUGAUGGGAGUAACGCCUCCGAUCUCAGAGACUCCGCAUCCGGCUCCUCUUCAACUAACCCCGAUAAAGUCUUCGACUCUCCUCCAAGGGCAGGCAUGCUUAACCGGGCCUUUCGCAACGUCCCCUCCGUCCCUAUGCGUCAUGAUUUCGAGGGACAAGGUUCUCGUAAUCCUUCUGACUCUAGAUCCGCUCGCACCGAAACUGCUAGAUCUAAUGAACAAUCAGUCGAGAUCACUGCUGAUUCCGAUGAAGACGUUUAUCUAGAAACACAAACCGAGUCGAUAGUGAGUUCGAUCCAAUCGCUUCUGACGACGAUCCGAGGGACAGCGCAGGCCUCGACGGCAGCGACGGACGAGAUGGACCGGAACCUGAACCAGAUCAUCAAGAUCGUCUCGGCCAUCGUCGACCGCUGUUCCUCCUCAACCUCCUCGGCCAGACCGACGGACGACAAGACCCAGCGGAUCCUCGCCGAACUGACCGAGAACUGUCAGAAGCUGAGUCAGAUGCAAGAUGGCGGAUUCCAUAAUCAUAACCAAGGUCAACAUGGAUUCUCUAAACAUGUCAAACAGGCUAUGGCCGCUGCUAGCUUCGGAGUCGCUAAAGCUCUCAAAGAAUUGAAUGCUCAUGUCUCUGGAGUAGGUGAAGAAUCCAUACUGUAA